This is a messenger RNA of Stylophora pistillata, 3780 nucleotides long. Its product is annotated as protein O-mannosyl-transferase 1. Gene Ontology annotation, molecular function: dolichyl-phosphate-mannose-protein mannosyltransferase activity. Gene Ontology annotation, biological process: protein O-linked glycosylation via mannose. NCBI's taxonomy places the organism in Eukaryota, Metazoa, Cnidaria, Anthozoa, Scleractinia, Pocilloporidae. Gene Ontology annotation, cellular component: endoplasmic reticulum; membrane. The record is from RefSeq and is a predicted model, not a curated record.
UUCUCGAGGGCAACACGCAAGCGAGCAGAAUGUAAUGCAUUUUUUCCGAAGAUUAUCUUCUUUCCCAUAGCAAUCACAAUGACCAGUGAGUUGGCACAAUCUAGUGACGUAGACACGAAGCCAAGUUUACUCGACUCUGAACGCAAUCUUCAGACAAAACCUUCAAAUGAUCUACAAGCCCAGGGAAAAGGUUUGAAAUAUCCAGACGAAAAGUCAGCACAGAGAGGGCCCGGAGAGGAAGAAUCUUCACUGCCUUUUACCAUGAAUAUUGAAUUAAAUUUUGUGUGGCUAAUCCUGGUGGGUUUGUCGUUUGGAACAAGAAUGUGGCAGCUUACCACACCUAAACAUGUAAUAUUUGAUGAGGUACAUUUUGGCCAGUUCACAAAUUUCUUCAUGAAGAACCAGUUCUUCUUUGAUAUGCAUCCACCUUUGGGGAAACUCAUGUUUGCUUUCACAGCUUACUUAUCAGGAUAUGAUGGUGAAUUCUCAUUUGCAGACAUAGGCCAAGAUCUUGGUGAAUUUGAGUAUGUUGUUUGGUGGUUACGCUUUGUAUCUGCAUUUCUUGGAAGUCUUGUAGUGCCAGUUGUCUAUGAGGUCAUCACAGAGCUUGGUUUUUCACACUGGGCAGCUGCUUUAGGUGGAUUUUUGGCAACAUUUGACAACAUGUGUGUGGUACAAAGCAGACUUAUCAUGUUAGAUUCCCCUCUCCUGUUUUUCAGUGCUGCAUCCCUUCUCUGCUAUCUAAAGUUCCACAAAGAAUUUAGUAGACCAUUUACAAAGAAUUGGUGGAUAUGGCUGUUUUUAACAGGCAUCUCUUUGCUUGGUGCUUACAGUAUUAAGUACACCGGGGUCUUCACUUUCAUUACUGUUGGAUUUUUGACUGGACGAGACUUGUGGAAACUGAUUGGAAACCACUCUCUACCAACAAGAGAACUUCACAAACAUCUGUUAAGCCGUGCAGCUUGCCUUGUUGUCCUUCCUGCUAUACUUUACGUGCUUCAGUUUUACAUUCUCUUCACUGUUGCAAGAAAGACUGGUCCUCAUGACGACAUGAUGUCAAGUGCAUUCCAAGCCAGUCUUGAGGGAGGAUUGGCCAAGAUUACACAUGGUCAACCAGAUGAGGUAGCAUAUGGUUCCCAGGUCACUUUACGCAACACCUUUGGCAAACAGUGCUGGCUUCAUUCUCACACGCACACCUACCCCGUAAAGUACCCUGACGGGCGUGGUAGCUCAGCACAACAACAGGUCACGUGCUACGGCUUCAAGGACGUAAAUAACUGGUGGAUUGUGAAGGACCCUCAAAGAGAAGCCCUCUCUGUGGAUUUUCCACCAAGACCAGUUCGCAAUGGUGAUAUCAUUCAAAUUGUGCAUGGAGUUACAGGCAGAGCUUUAAAUAGUCACGAUGUUGCCGCCCCUUUGAACCCAGCCAACCAAGAGGUGUCCUGUUAUAUUGACUACAACAUUUCCAUGCCUGCGCAAAACCUCUGGAAAGUGGAAAUAAUAAAUCCAGACAGCAGUGACGUUUGGAAGACGAUCCACUCUCAAGUUCGAUUAAUCCAUGUCAAUACUUCUCAGGCAGUAAAGAUUUCAGGUAUGGAGUUACCGGAUUGGGGAUUUCACCAACUUGAGGUGUGCACAGAUAAAUCCAUAAAGCAGACAAACACGAUCUGGAAUGUCGAGGAACAUCAACAAAAUAUUACUUAUCCCGAAGGUCAAGGUCCAACAGAAGUCGAGAUGAAAACAGACCAUUCGGAAAAGGCAUUUAAACCUAUGCCUUUCCUUUCAAAAUUUUGGGAGAUCCAGCUUAAGAUGCUAGAAUCCACCAAGGAGCUCUCUGCUGAGCACACGUUCGGAUCGCGUCCUUCAUGGUGGCCUCUGAUGAGAAGAGGAGUCGCGUUUUGGAUUGCCAGAGACACUAAUGCGCAAAUAUUCUGCAUUGGCAACCCUUUUGUAUGGUGGGCGACCACUCUUUCCCUUCCUGUGUACUUUGGACUUUUAAUUUUUUAUUUAUUGAGGAGAAGAAGAAAGGUGUACGACUUGUCAGAAGAUGCGUGGGAGAGAUACGUGUUUUGUGGUGAAGCGGUGGUUGUGGGAUAUCUUCUUCACUUCAUGACUUUCUUCCCCAUGGAGCGAACAUUGUUUAUUCAUCACUACCUCCCCGCCCUGUUCUAUAAAAUAAUUCUUCUCCCAGUGAUGUUACAACACCUUCAUGAUGAGAUCUUUAGAUACAAAUCACUUCGAUGGAUUUUGUACGGAUGUUGCGCACUCUUGAUUGUAGUGGUUCUAUGGGGAUUUUAUUUCUUCAGUCCUUUCACAUAUGGUGACGUAGCUCUCUCUUCUGCCGACAUCAACAGACGGAAAUGGCUCAGCACGUGGGACAUGCUUUCUCACCCGAACACGUGACGUGAGACACAUGUCCAUUGACUGUCACUCCUUCUACCCUCCUACCCAGACUUCUUAACGCAAAUACGAGUGUUAAAAUAAAUAGAAUUUAGAGAUACUGGGAACGAGAGUCGCGUGUGAGAGAAUCUGCGAUUGUUUGGGUAGACGAAUACAGAUGGACCUUCCAUGUUCUUUUACAGUAUAAACGUGAUGCCUUGGGAUCUGGCUACUAGACGAGUAUUGAAGCCAGGAGAUCAAAUUAAUCCAGUGUUCUAUAAUUUCUUUAACGCAUUUUUUUCUUUUAACACGUGUAAUUUGUACCCAGAGAACAAAUUUGUUUGUUUUGUUUUGUUUUUUUUUGUUUGUUUGUUUGUUUUUUUUAAUCAAUUGCAUAAUCAAGAAGUUCAAAACCAAUGUCAAAGUCCACCCCAGUGCUGGAUUAGCUCAAUAGAAAUUUGGAAAAACAUUUUGCCGAAUGAUUGCGUAGCGUGUACCCAAACAGAUUUCAAACGCGAGUGUCACGCGCGGACAUAUUUUAAUAACUUUUUCAAAUGUAUGUUCUAAGUAAAUAGUUGCUAUUUAACUUAUACAGUUCCGUUUCCGGCCACGCCUGGUUUUCGGCGAACCUCGCUUGGUCAAGUGAUAUUAUUUAUUAAUCAGUAGGUAAUAAUAAUAUUCUAAGAAAAUUGCUUCAGCACACACUCUAAGAGCCAUUCCUUAGUUCGUCUUUGCAUCCGUAGUUGUAAUCAGUCACUCCUUUGUAAAUGUACUGCGGUACGUGUUGAAAGAGAAUUCUUUCCUCUGCAAUCAAGGAGGCCCUCCUCAAUACAUGACUUUCCAAAGGAUAAACGUGAAAGAAUCAUUACCGAAGGGACAAUUUGUUUUGAAAUCUCUCAGUAGCGCAGGGAAUCUAUUUGGAUCGACGCGCUUAAACCUCAAAGAAGCUAGUUUAUUUCAACACCUUGAAGUAGUAGUUAAUAGUCCCCAUUUUAACCAUCCUCGUUCCUUUCUUCAUUAUUAGUUUCGUCGGCAAAAAAGGUGAACUAUUUCUUUUACCUCUACAAGUACCAACACACCCAUUGUGGCAGUCCCUUAAGCAGACAUUGUUUGGUCUUGUCACGCUUCGUGCUACAUUCUCAAUGCGUUGCGUGAAAAGACCUGUGUCACGCGCGUACACAUGCUAUGCGUGACAAGACCUAAUGACGGGCGUAGUCAGCGAAUAGUCCUGAGAGUUGUGGCUAAUUUUAAAUUAUUUUUCAACGCAUGAUUGCAAACACUAACUUAAACCUGUGUAUUUAAUAAGAGGAAGGUUUUAUGUUUCAGCUGACCCCUUCCUCACAACUCUGAUUUGUUUUGCUUUUCAUAUGAUAAGAAUUAAAUAGUAAUUAUGAUCUUAGA